Molecule: messenger RNA, 525 nt
Organism: Cooperia oncophora
Lineage: Eukaryota; Metazoa; Nematoda; Chromadorea; Rhabditida; Trichostrongylidae
Source: the annotation of a GenBank genome assembly
AUGGUCAGUGCAGCGCUGGGCCCACGCGAAAGGAUCGAGUUCAGGAGAGAGUAUUUCUGCCCUUCGUGCGGAGAAGACGCCAUGUGGAGCCUAGAUAUGAACAUGAGGGCGAAGGAGGAAGAGGAAAAGUGUCUGCGGCUCGCGAGGGAGCAGCGGGAACAUCGGGACAAGAUGGCCGAGGAGUUUGCGAGCGCAGAGGAAGAAGUAAAGAACGCGGAGGAACGUUAUAAACGCACUUUGAGGUAUUUCUGCCCUUCGUGCGGAGAAGACGCCAUGUGGAGCCUAGAUAUGAACAUGAGGGCGAAGGAGGAAGAGGAAAAGUGUCUGCGGCUCGCGAGGGAGCAGCGGGAACAUCGGGACAAGAUGGCCGAGGAGUUUGCGAGCGCAGAGGAAGAAGUAAAGAACGCGGAGGAACGUUAUAAACGCACUUUGAGGGAGCACCUAGCUCUCCUGGAGGAGUUUUCCAGAGUCUGCUUGGGGCUCUACGCAGGAAGGCGCCCACGCGUGGAAAAGGCUCACGAGUAG